AUGUGGCUUAGUAGGUCAAAGACGAGGACCAUGUCUGGAAUGGUAAGCACGUGUGAAAACAGGGUGCCUACAUAAACUGCAUGCACGGUGGGAACGUUCGUACGUUUGCGAAUACUGAAAAUGUUUAUAUCAUUGCAUUAUAUUUCAUAGCAACAUUAAUCGGGUAUUAGCAAGUGCGUUCAGGGCCGAGUUGUUCAAAGCUGGGUUAAGAUAAACCCAGGGUUAGUGCGAGACUUGAACUCUGUUGAAAGCUUAAAAAACAUUCAUAAUUCUUUUUGUCUGCAAGUUGAUGAAUAGAUUGGAAGCUCUAAAAAUAACAGAGAAAACUAUCCGACAAAAUGCUUUUAAACGUAAGAAAAAGAAACCCGGUAAAAUUUAACCCCGGGUCAUGAGCGCUAAUCGACCUUUUAACAACUGGGCCCAGCCAGUUUACCAUUAGAAUCAAGUUGUCUUAAAAUGAGAAGUUUUUACGAUUCAGUGUGAACUAAGAGGACAAGUUAAGUCAGGGAGUUAAGGUCUCGGUAAAGGAAAACGAGGUGCCCACAGAAAAAAAUUCUAGUUACAAAGGCAAGUUAUAUAUUAAAUUAAAGCUAAAGACUAAAUUACGUUAUAAAAGAUUUUAUUUCAUCGAAUUUCGAAAGGAGCUUAAGUUUUUUGCCCUCGAACUCAGAGAUAUCGAGUUUACUGCUGAAGCUCCAGCCCUUUCGCGUUGUUAAAUAUUCACUUCCUUUUUAUUGCAUCUGAUUGACAGAUAAAAGACCUAAAAAAGGGUGUGAGGAAAUUUGCAUAUGUCUCGUAUUAGCGGAAUUAUUGCAUUUCAAACUAAAAAGUCGAAUCUCGAGCGCCAUUUUCAUAUAAAAUGAGUUACAAAGGGAAAUCGGAAAAUUAUAUACAAGAGGGCUGUGAUGCUAGUAUUAUAAGAAAGGGGAGCGAAAAGGCCGGAAGAACAUGGAGAGAAACGAUCUUCGCAUUUCUUAUCUACACCAUUGCUUGUUAAUAUGCAAUCUCCCAGAUAUUAUCAUUAUGGUGCGAUUCUCUCCAGUCCAAGGUGUUUUUGUGGGCAUUCUCAGCCAUGUCCCAGCUGCUUCCCACAGCUUAGAGUCACUUAACUGUCCACAAAAUAUCAGGAAAACUUAACCCUCCAUACUAGGCUUUUGCAUUCUUCGAGAGAGUUCCAAGAGCACUAAUCAUGAUGGCUACAAUUGCCACUUUCAUGGCGUGAACAAUGUCUUGAUACCUUUCCACCCUUUCCUCCCCCUCCUUAUUAUUAUUGUCGUCAUCAUCAUCAUCGUCGUCGUCGGUGGUAAUAGUAGUAGUAGUAGUAGUAGUAGUAGCAGUAGCAGUAGCAGUAGCAGUAGCAGUAGCAGUAGCAGUAGCAGUAGCAGUAGCAGUAGCAGUGGCAGUGGCAGUGGCAGUGGCAGUGGCAGUGGCAGUGGCAGUAGUAGUAGUAGUAGUAUUUGAAUUUAUAAAAAUUACACUUAUGACUAAUUUCUAUAAGAAAAUUAAAGUUUUCAAUGAUUACUUACAUUUGAUUCCAUCAACAGACACCAAUUGAACUCGAAUCUAAGUUUGCCCAGAGAGCCCAAUUUUUACAAGUGAAUGAUACUGACUACAAAGGAUUUGCUUACGAUGCAGCAUGGCUGGUUGCCCUUGCCCUCAACAGAACAGCGCAGCAGCUGGGCCCUAACGCUUCUUUGGACUCGGAACCAUUCGGGAGCAAAAAUUUCUCAGAGCUUUUUAAGGGAAACCUUUUAGCAACAGAGUUCCUUGGUGUAACGGUAAGAGAUAAUGAAAGUAAAUUCAGAUUUCGCUUCUAAUCAAGGGAAAUUUACGCUUAACUGAGGUAGCUGUUUUGAGCCGCAAAAUAGAACGAAACUUAGUAUUUUUUGAUAGAGGAAUUGGAGUCUUAUUAUUGGCCUAUAUUUGAAGAACGCAACUGACCUUUAAAAAAUUGUCUGUUAUAAUUAUGACCGAUGUCAGUGCUACUCGUUGUGACGCAGAAUAUUUUUGAAACGAGGGUGUUUGACAUUUUUCUUCCUACAUGAUUAUUUUAACCGCAUUGCGAAUGUCACGUGGGGUGGGGGUGAGGGUGGGUAAAUGAACUUAGUUAGUUUAUAAUUUUAAGCUGACGGUAGAGAAAACAGCGGUCUCCACUCUUCUUGUUGACCUUCUUUCAGGGCCUUGUAAAAGUUAAUGACAAAGGUGACAGAUCGGGAGUUUUUGAAAUCUCACAACUGAAAGGUAUAUUAAUUAACUGAUGGUAUUAUUCAUAAAAUAUGCGGAUAAUAAAAACAUUUCUCUAAUUAGUCCACUAUUUUUCAGAGUGCCCGUUUAAGUAGAGUCACCCCACUUAAUAAAGUCAACACCAAAGGAUACCAAAACUCGCAUGGUUGCACCAGCUGUAGCCUCCCUUAGGGUAGAUUAAAAAUAUUAAUUAUAAUGCUGCAAUGUAGUAACGAAAGAUAGUAUUUUGCAUUGCAAACUGCAAUAAAUAAUGAUAACAAAUUCAAUAAGUUGUAAUGAUAUCAUGAUAUCAAAUAGGGACAGAGUUUCAAGCUAUCUGCAGUCACGAGGUACAGAAAUCUUCUCUGGAUACAUAUUUUGGAGUGGAAUUCGAGUGGCAAGGUAUAACCCUGGGUCGGGUUGUUCAAAGGUGGGUUAAGAUAACCCAGGGUUAGUGCGAAAUUUGAAUUCAGAUAUGAAAGUUUAAAAAGUAAAUUCACUUCAGUCCUUUUUGUCAACAAGUUGAUGAUUGGAUGCUCUUAAAAAUAACAGAGAAAAAUACCCUAGAAAAUGUUUUUGACUGACAAAAGAAAAAGAAACUCGGGUUAAAUUUAACCCUGGGUUAAGCGCUAAUCGGCCUUCGAACAACUGUGCCCUGUUUUGUGGGUUGUAAUCCAUAAUUAAGUAGCAGGUUUAGCAUUGAGGCCUGCUUAAAUGUUAAAAAAAAAUCUAAAUAAUGUUCUGUCCAAAAAUUCUUUCGUCAUGGAAUGUGUUUGCAGGUAUCUACCGACGUAACAUUUCAACGAUCAGGUAUUACACCUAAAAAUGAACAUAUCUCACCAGUAUUACAGUAACUGCAUUGGCUUCCUAUAGAUGGGCCAACAACUUUUAAUAUUCUUUUAAUUACUUUUUAAUGUUUAAAUGGCUUAGCCCCUUCAUAUAUUUUUUUGCCCUAGUUACAAGGUAGAUUCCUCGGUGCAACUUAAGAUCUGCUAAUAGCCAUCGUCUUGCUUGAUGUCCGUUAUAAUCUGCGCAACUAUGGUUUACAGUCUUUUUCAGUAGCGUCUCCACAGUUGUGGAAUGAUAUGCCACUAGAAACUAGAUCUUGUGAGAGUUUGAACGAUGUUAAGAAAAAACUUGAGUGUUAUCUUUUUAAGAAAAAUUGGUCUCUUUAUAUUUUAGUCGUUUUAACUGAAAGCGUUUUAUCCAUAAAUUAGUUUUGCUAUUUUUAAUUCGUUUCAAUCUAAUGUAAUUUAUGAACAUUGUAAUAUUUUAAACAUUUCUUGUGAAUAGCCAUUGGGCAUCGCUGGGAAUUGAGCUAUAUAAAAAAGUAUUAUAAUUAUUAUUAUGAUCAUUAUUAUUAUUAUUGUCUUUCUUUGUUACCUGAACAAGGUGGAAGGCCACCAUUGGAUCGCCACAGUGAACAUAACGAACUACACAUCAUGUCAAUGACCAUAUUCAUCCCCGUUUGCAUCAUAGCAUCACUUGGAAUCUGCUUAGCUUUGUUUUUUCUCCAUUUCAAUGUCAGAAAUCGGAAUAAAAGGUGAGUGUGGAGUCACAAUUAAGAGCACCUUAGGUCGUUCGUCACUGACAGAUGAUAAUUAUCCCUAGAGCAAACGGAAGAGUUACAUGGGAAAAGUUUAGGUCAAAAAGAUUAAUAUGCACAAUUUGCAAAAUAUAGAAAAUGCUUAUUUCCCAAACAAUGCCCCUUAACGUUUAAGCAAACUUUAUCUCAAAGGCCCAGGCACUGACCACUUGAAGUUUUGCUGCAUCAAAGUAUUAAUCAAGUUACUUUAAUAUUACUGUCUAUGAUUAUACAGGGUCAGUCUGUAAGUCGUUGUGACCUAGCUACGACCGGGGACUUAAAAGAAGCCACACUACUUUUCGAAAAGAGAAGGGAAAGGUGUGGUCUACCUUUCACACAUCACUCACAUCAUGGGCUAUGGGUGGGUUACAGCAAGGUCUUAAAUGGACCGAUAGCGGCUGCCACUGGUGCCCUUGUAUGCUGACGUCCAAGCUUACGGAUAACAUGUUCAUAUCUAAUGUAAAGAGGGCACGUCUUGUUUUCCCCUAUUCCACGAAAUAACAUUACAUUACAUAGCACUUUCUAGCAAUAAACACAUUAUUUAUAUUAUUAAUACCCCCCUCCCCUUCCUACUCCUGUAAAGCUAUUUUUUUUUACUCCUCUUUAAUUAACUUGUUUUCCUCCACACCAGUCAACCACCGCCACCACCUAAAAAGAGCACAUGUUUUUCUGAUCUGUUAUUCCCCUGCAUUUUUCAGAAGAUAAAGAUAAAUGGCUAUGACGUCAUCGGCCAAUGUAUUCCACCUCAAACUAAUGAUAUUCCACUUCAAUUAAAAGGGGUCUAAAACAUCCCUACGAUACUUCUUAACAAACUGUAUUAUUCAUUCCUCAGGGUUAUUAAAAUGUCAAGUCCAAACUUAAACAAUGUCAUAAUUUUGGGCUGCAUUCUUUCAUACGUUUCUGUCAUUAUUUUCGCUUUCGAUGGAGAUCAUCUGACUGCAGACCUCUGCAAGGUAUGCGUUAUUCACUAAAUAUCUUUCCUUAAAAUAGCAUUUACUCAUAAGAAAACAUGUGUGCCGUUUAAAUAGGUAGUGCUAGCUGUGCUGAUCUUGGACAUGUUUGGGGACCCAGACACCCCGCCUUAUUUUGAGGGUAAACUGAUGAUGGCACCUAGAAAAAUUGAUUUCGAAACCUCGCUUGCGUCUUGCCUUAUCUACCUGAGCGAGCCCCACAUUUACGUAAAGAGCUGAAUCCACCAUGGCUAGUACGUAAACAAAAAAAUCAUAGUUUUGUCAAUAUCCUAAAAUGUUUGACUCACCAUCAGCAGAUCACCAAAUUCAUUCGUCCUAAGUAACUGAAAUGCGAUUUUAAGUUUUUUAUCUGUAUGAAAGCUAAAUGAGUGCAUAAAAUUAAUAACAUUUGCCUUUUGUUCCAUUUUCUAGGCCCGGACUACUUUACUUUGCGUUGGAUUCACUUUUGCCUUCGGUUCACUGUUUUCCAAAACAUGGCGCGUGCACAAGAUCACACGAAUAAUGAGUGCAAAAAAAUUGGUAAGGGGCUUUAACUCUUAUAACUCAAUUGCACUCGGCGGUAGAUCGCAAAUUUUGCCCAAAAAGGCUAGCAAUGUCUUUGCGCUCUAUUUUUUCUUCCUCUCGCACAUUAUAGCUAAGUUAGCGAAACGUUGAAGAGUUCAAGAGAGAGAUAUGAGGUGAAAGUGGUUGGUUGAAGUCACACCUUUUGGGCAAAGAGCUUCUAAAUCGAUUUGGUCUGUUCCUGUAGUUUGCUACCCGUUGCCUUUAGAUUUUUGUUUCAUCUUUCAGCUAAAAUCUCAUUCAAUAUUCCCUCUUUGUGGGAAAAAUCCCAGCUUUUGUAGGUGUAUCAUAAUAUCAUAUCUUCUUUUCAGAUUAUCAAAGAUCGACACCUUCUCGGAAUUCUGGGCUUUCUUCUCGUCAUAGAUUUGAUCAUUCUCUUAUGCUGGAAUUUUGUGGACCCCUUUCACACUAAAGCAAAAUACCUGACUGCAUACGUGAGUAUAAAACACUGUACCAUUCAAAGCUUUGAACACGAAAACGCCAAAAAAAGUCACUACUAAACUGAUAGAAGACAGCCUUUACCUGUCUCACUCUGUUUCGGCCAUGUCGCCGAUAGUUUUGAUGACACUCUCUAUGUGUAAUUUACUCUUCGCAUCUGCGAGUCUUGUGCAAUGUUCUCAGACACGUAAGGAUGUUUACCUUGCCCUAGCCAAUCGGAAGAGAUAUAGUGCGUACACUGUCUAAUAAUAAAACUAAUUGGCAGAACUGCAACUGCACGAGCUUACGUUAUUUUGACUUCUUUUGUUCUCCGCUUUUAUGUCAUUUUAAUAAUUUCCAAAACAAAAGUAAAGCAAUAAAUCAUGCUAUGGCAAAUGCAAUGGUUUGUGGAGAAUGUUUUUUUGAAGCUCUUCGAAACACUCACCAGCUUAAAAAUUCUCGAGUUUCUUGACGAAUUUUUAAACAUAAUAAAACACCACGGCUAUUGUUUUGAAGCUAACUGAUGCUUACAAAUUUUGAUAUCCCUCCCGCUCAAGUCUAAUCAAGAGGAUGACAACAUAGUUUACGUGCCAUAUGUAUACACGUGCGAAGUCGACAACAUAAUCAUCUGGCUGGGCCUGCUGUACUCAUAUAAAGGAAUUCUUCUGCUGUUUGGUCUGUUUCUGGCUUGGGAGACAAGGAAUGUCAAGAUACCUGCUUUGAAUGACUCUCAUCACAUUGGUGCGUCUAAUCAAGUUUACAUUCGUAUAUUUUUGUAUCACAUAAAAUAAGGAAAAUGAACUUAAAAUAUCUCAACUUUUAUAUGCGGUUCGGUUGCAAGGAAUCAAUACGUCAGUAUAAGAGCUACCAAAACAAUCUACUAGUUAAUGAAUGUUAAUUAAAAAAGACAAACUAAUACUUUGGAGAACUUUUGCUGUUUUUUGUAGGAAAAAGUGACUUACCUGUCACCACUAAACAAUCACAAUCAUUCACAUUGUUUCAGGUCUUUCUUCAGCCUUUUUUACGUUUUUUUCAUUAACCAUCUCAAAUAAUGUAUUUGAAAUGACACGGACUCCUUCCCUGGCCUUAAACCCUAUUGUAUCGAAAAUUUUGUAAUAAUCUAGUGCAAGGAGUUGCUUACAGUGGCAUAAUAGAAAGACUGAUCUCUUAAAAAGCAGGUUUUAUGUUUAAAAUCUAGAACAAAAUAAUCUCAUUUUUAACAGCACUUUUUUUUUUACCUUUUGCUCAAGGUAUGGCAGUUUAUAAUGUGGUGAUAGUCUGCAUCGUUGGCACCCCUAUUGUUUCCUUUGUGCAAGCCAAACAGUUCGACGUGUCCUUCGUUAUUACAGCAGCCUGUAUUUUGUUCAGCACAACUUCUACAUUGUGCAUCGUGUUUGUUCCAAAAGUAAGUGAGGAAUGAUCUGCCUAUUUUUCUGGUAGAUGUCUAACUUGUCACACUUAAACUGUUUGAAUCCACGAUAAAAUUGCUGGGAGAACAAAACAAUCAAUGUCUGCACACCUAACCCUCGCUUGAGGGGAUGGAGUCUUUUUCUUUCCCGCAGCAAAGGUUAUUAAGCCCUAGGCAAACAGACUCAACAUUGUUGGAUCUUACGUUUUGCGUCCGUUUGGACUCCCUGUUGGGGUGUUGUUCCGUGUUGUUGAGUGUUGUUGGGAAUUUUUUAGCAAAGUUUGAAACCGGUGGUCAAACGUCUAGCUACGUGCAAACGUUCGCAGCAUUGUUGGGCCAACAACGUUGGGAGUGGCUGCGUCCGUUUGCACGUGGCUUUAGCUUUAACAGAAGGACAAAAUACAGUGGUAAUGGUUGGGGGGGGAGGGGAGGGGGAAGGCCUUAUUUUCCCUUCGGAAAUAUACAUUAUCAGAAAGACGUAAUGUCUUUGAGGGUAGUGUCUCAACACUUUUAUCGCCGACUGUAGCUUCUUUGUGGCGAGCUUCCAAGUUACACCACGCAUCAGUAAAAUUUGCUUUUACUUAAACUUAAUACAUUAUCAGUCUCGUAUGUACUACUUAUUCCAACAGAUAAAUCGAAACGAAAAUUUGCUGCGUGUAAAUCAAUAUAAUCAUCAAUAAAUAAUCUUUAAACUCACCCUGCGUAUACAAAAAGCUGAAAGAAUUUAGUGUAAGUAAGACGUGAUUUCCAACAGUUAUAUUAAUUGUCAUAAAGGAAAGGAAAUACAUAAUCUCACUGUUAAUAUAAUUAUAUUUCCCAGUUUUCAGCCCUCAGGAAAUCUAAAGAAGAUGACUAUCGCUUGCGUGCUCGCACAUUUAGUUCCUUGGAAGGAUGUACAUCAAAUGGUGUUAAUAAAGGUUAUUAUGCUGUUAAUCACGAGGAGGAAUUGCAGAAGCUAAGAGAUAUGUUAAAAAUGGUAAGUAAAAUACCUGACUGCAACGAUCAGGCCUCUGAAGCCUGAUAGAAUCUUCCGUCAAUCUAACAGAGGCAAGGAUAAUGUCUCUGACAUGUGACAAGUCACGUGAACCAAAUAUGAAAAGGGCAAAAUGGAGGUUUGUGUUCUAAUGUGUUAAAAAAGUAAUAAUUAAAGAAAAUAAAAUCAUUGCCUUCUCUGAGUGGCUUGUUCUAUGUGUUAUACAUGUACACUGAAACCAGAUGCGCCUACUUAAACGUUUCAUUUUCAGCCCUAGCUUAAAUUGGAACUACCGAUAAGCUUAUAAUCUGAUUUUCAAUAGCUGUUAGAUUUUUAAUCCAUAAUCAUAAUUUUGUUUAUGUAAUUUUUUUUUUCUGGAAAGCUUCAAGUGGAAAAACAAGAGAGAUUGAAAAACAGUGGAAGCUGUAAUACACAAUUUUGAAAAAAUCCAAGUUAUGUACGAGUCAGUGAUGGUGUAUUCCAGAGGAAAUAACCAGGCAAAGCAACACGCCGUCAGCUACAACUGCUUUCACCUAGCCUCAUCUCCACUUUGGCCAUGAAAAGGAGAAAUGAUAUGUCAGG
This is a messenger RNA of Porites lobata, 8720 nucleotides long. Lineage: Eukaryota; Metazoa; Cnidaria; Anthozoa; Scleractinia; Poritidae. The record is from the annotation of a GenBank genome assembly.